Molecule: messenger RNA, 1790 nt
Organism: Paramecium sonneborni
Lineage: Eukaryota; Ciliophora; Oligohymenophorea; Peniculida; Parameciidae
Source: the annotation of a GenBank genome assembly
AUGUCUAAAUUUUAUUUUUCAAUAUUAAAAAAUAUUGAGUCACAAUUUAAAAUCAAUCUAAGUCAAAUCAAUCAAUUUUUAAAUUCAUCUAACAUAGAUGGAUUUCAAAAAUACAAAACUGUGACUCAUUUAUGUAUUGGAGACAUCUAGAAUGCUAUCAAUAAAAAUUCAUCUUUUUAAUUAGAGGUUAUUUAACACAUUUUAAUUAUUUCAAGAAUCAAACCAAAUUUACCUUAUCAAUCAAUGAUUUUAGAUGCAAUCAUUCAUGCAACCAAAUUGUCUUAAUCAGAUAUUAUUUAAGAAAUUAUCAAAAAUUAUUAGUUUAAUCAAGAAGGUUAAAUAAAAUUGCUCAAAAUAUUAAGCAAUUGCAAUUUUAACUUAUAAUAGUUGUUACUUAAUAAUUUAUCUACAAUUAAAGAUUUAACAAAUGUUUAAGAUGCUCAAUUGAUUUUUUAAAUACUAGAAAAUUUGAUAAAAUUAAAUAAAUCAAAUUCAUUAACUGAAGAAAGUGUAGCUAAUUUCACAAAUCUUUAAUAUGAUUUUUGGUUGAAGAAUAAUUAUUAAUUUGAAGAUCAUUAAUAAAAAGAAAAUGUAUAAUUAGUUCAUUAAAUGAUUCAAGAUUUAAAAGAUAAAUUAGAAUGGUAAAUUAAAAAAGGAUAAAAAGUUUCAUUCAAUACACUUAUUCAAUAUAUUUAGUAAUUUAAAUAGACAACUGAAAUAUCAUUUGAUGAUAUAAGAAAAUAAAAUUAUUCAAAGAAGGAGGAAAUGAUUCUUUUUAAUCUAUUGAGAUGUUAAGAGCAAUUUGAAAUAAACAAAACUUUAAAUUAUAUCAAAUAAAAUCACUCUUUAUACAAUUUACAAUAUGUAUACAAAUUUUUUAGUAAUUAAUAAACAACUGAUUUGGAAUUAUUGAAAAUAGUUGAAGAGAGUAUUUAAAAUGAUAGAGUGAGGAUAUAAAAUUUACUUUAAUUUUAUUCAACAAUACCAGUUGAACCAACUUGGAAAAUAGCUUAGAUUUUAAGGAAUAUUUUAAUAAAAGAUUGGGACAGAUUGUAGAUAUCUGAAUAAUUAAGUAUGGUAGGAUAAUUGUUUAGGAUAGAGAGAUUGAUUUAAAAACCUGAACCAAUGGGAUAGUUUUAUAUUUUGGAUUCGAUUUUAAUAAAUAAAAUAGAAUAAAUGAUAUUAUAACUUAGAUUUUAAGAUUUGAAUUAGUUAGAUAGAUUAAAAGUCUAUUUUUUAAUGAAUUCCUAUUUUAGUAAGGAUUUAUUGUCUAGUAAGUAAAAUAUAUAUAAUUUUAGGUUAUUUUAAUACAUAAUAUGCUUUGUAUAUAUAGGCAUAUUUGAGAAAUUAAUUUUAAACACAACCUCGUAAUUAGAGUAAAUUAUAAAAAGAGAUUGAAGAGAGUUUAAUAAGGAAUGGUGUUUAAUAUGAGAGAGAGAUUUUGGUAGAGAAUUGUUUUGCUGUAGAUUUUAAAAUGAAGAAUACAAUAAUAGAAGUGAAUGGUCCAUAUCAUUAUUGUUUAAUGAUAGGAGAGAGUUUGCCUAAUGAUGCUAUAUAGAACAUUAGUACAAAUGAAGCAAUUUAUGAAACAUUAAAAACAAGUUUGAAGGUAAAUAGAUGAGUGAAAAUAAUUAUAGACAAAGUUAUUGACUAAAAAGGGUUAUAGAGUAAUAAAUAUUCCUUAUUUUAAAUGGAAUGGAUGGUGUAUUAGUAAUAAACAAGACAAAAUAAUAAAUGAUAUGUUAGAAGGAAUAUCAUUAAAAGAUAGUGAAUUGUUAAGUAAAAUUUGA